CAGCAUCCCUCCUCCUGCGCUCCUCACGCGCUGCGCCGCGACGGUGAAGGCUCCUCGCAGCCCCAUGGAGUAGUAGAAGUAGUAGUGUGGCCAAGAGGAGGUGUCUGCUCGGCUUCUGCACAUCCUCUUUUCGUGUUCGUUUUUUUUUUUUUUUUUUUUUUGUUGGAACUAUCGAAUGGGAAUCUCCUUCCUCACUGUGGAGCAGCGCUUCUUCCCACCGCGAGUGAGCUGCUGAGAAUCCUGAGAGCACACUUCUCCCGACAGGAGACAAGAUGGCGACCAACAACACCUUGCGCAGCUACUCCAUCAUUCCGUGUUUCAUCUUUGUGGAGCUCGUCAUCAUGUCUUGCACGGCCCUGUUGGCCUACUAUAUGGAGUGCACGGACCUGUUCGGCGUGCACGUGCAAGGCUUCUUCUGUAACGACGCUGAGCUGAUGAAGCCGUAUCCCGGCACGGAGGAGUCCAGCUUCGUCCCUCCCCUCGUCCUUUACUGCGUGGUGGCAGCUGCUCCCACCGUUGUAAUCUUCAUUGGAGAAGUUUCCAUGUAUGUGAUGAAGUCAACACGGGAAGCUCUUCUGGCCCAGGAGAAAACAAUCGUGACAGGAGACUGUUGUUACCUCAACCCCCUUAUCCGUCGCGUCAUACGCUUCAUAGGUGUGUUUGCAUUUGGUCUGUUUGCCACAGACAUCUUCGUUAACGCGGGCCAGGUGGUGACUGGAGGCCUCUCACCUUACUUUCUGUCAGUCUGCAAGCCCAACUACACAGGCACCGAAUGCCGCUUCAAUCACCAGUUCAUAGUCAACGGCAACAUUUGCACCGGGAACCCCUUUGUUGUGGAGAACGCACGCCGAUCGUUUCCGUCCAAGGACGCUUCGCUGAGUGUUUACUCUGCGGUCUAUCUGACGAUGUACAUCACUAGCACAAUCAAGACCAAGUCCAGUCGUCUGGCCAAACCUGUGCUCUGUUUGGGCACGCUGUGUACAGCCUUCCUCACUGGCCUCAAUCGGGUCUCGGAGUAUCGGAACCACUGCUCAGAUGUGGUGGCCGGAUUUAUACUGGGAUCGGCCAUUGCUUUGUUUCUGGGCAUUUGUGUUGUGAACAACUUCAAAGGUGUUCAUACAGUAGCAGCUAAACAGAAGACUGAAGCGUACCGCACUCUGCCUCUGAUGACUUUUCCACGUGUAGAAAGCCCACUGGAGACCCUCAGCGCACAGAACCACUCGGCAUCCAUGACGGAGGUCACAUGACUAAGGGGGCAGCACCGGGUCACGUUUGCGUCUCCACAGCACUUCCAGACACAAUGACGAGGACGCAUGCCACGUGACGCCGAAUGCUUACAAAAAACCCACUCCUGAUUUAUCUGUUAAAAUCACCUGGGGGACAGAAAACUCCAUGUUUGUUGCGGUUUUCAUUUAGCUUGGCCACGCUCUAUUUAACCAGCCAAGAUGCACAGAUCAGACCAAUGCAAAAGUAUCACAAAGCCAACUUGCUGUAAGCACAGGUCGUUUUUCCAGGACUUUGAAAUUUCUUUAAGACAUGGCACAUUUUUGUCCUCCAAGGUGUGCCAUUUGUAGUUAGAGGAUGGUGUUUUGUACAUUUUGUAUGAGCGAGUGGUGUCGCCUCUCCUGACAAAGUUAAACCUGCACACUUCCCAUCAGUUGACUCACUGUUUUACAUCACAUCCUGUCAGGUAACAUACCUCGUCGAUCACCACAUCCAUUCCACUCGGUCUUAAAAACUCUGGAAAAAAAGAAGUUGAUGUUGUUGUUCUGUGGUGUUUGUCAUUUGUACAGGAAAAAAAAAAAGACAGAAACCUUCUUUUUAUUAUCUCUCUGUACAUUAAUUGACCAUUAUGAGGUCUUAUUUUUUAAGGAUUUUUGUUAAUCUGUAUGACUACUAUGAUCCAUUUGGACCUGUUUGCCUGCUGUAAACCUGAAUAUGUUCUAGUAUCAGUUUAGGUGUUUUGGGAAGGAACUCUUCUACCCUUUGGAGGAAACGCGAGAACGAGUCGAUGGCACCCUUUGAGACAAAAAAUGGAAUUUGGCUUUAUCAGAUCAAAUAUUUGGUAAUGUCAAUAGUUGAGAUGUUUGCUAUAAGUGUCUUUCACCCCAGUUUCCUUAUUCACUCUGAUGCCGAUAACAUUAUCUCUACGCAGAAGUCCAGUGGGGCUAGCAAGUGUCGGAUGUACAUAAAUAUUCCACUGGAGUGGUUUUUAGAACCAAACAAUUUCAAUAAAAUGCAUUCUCAUAUUUUAGAAAGGAGAAAAUGAAACUGAAUGUAUGAGAAUAAUACGGGACCAAGCCAGCAUUUUCAAUGUCAACAAGGCCAGUGACUCCUGAUUCACUUUUCCUCCUUAAGGCAGCCCUUCCUUUCCCCAACCCACCUGUGGAUUGUGAUGCAAUGUUGUGACUCCAUUUCCUAUUGGAAGAUAUGCCCAGCAUGAAAAGAGAAGUUGAUAUGUUUUAUAAAUAUUACUCAUGAUCAUUGUGAUUAUGUCCUUUACUUUACGAACAAAAGAAGCUUUUCGUCAGAAAUGCUAAAUAUAUCUAUAUUUUUUUCUUUGUUGGUCAAGAAAAUUAAAUAGUCGGUAGCAACAAAGUGCUGUCUUGUGAUUUCAUUUUGUGCUGUACUUUCCACUUUUCAUAGAGAUUACAU
Molecule: messenger RNA, 2655 nt
Organism: Nematolebias whitei (Rio pearlfish)
Lineage: Eukaryota; Metazoa; Chordata; Actinopteri; Cyprinodontiformes; Rivulidae
Gene: plppr1
Product: phospholipid phosphatase related 1
Exons: 8
Coding region: 273-1247 (324 amino acids)
Biological process (GO): signal transduction; phospholipid metabolic process; phospholipid dephosphorylation
Molecular function (GO): phosphatidate phosphatase activity
Source: RefSeq, a predicted model, not a curated record